This is a messenger RNA of Cervus elaphus (red deer), 1213 nucleotides long. Its product is annotated as V-type proton ATPase subunit S1-like protein. Gene Ontology annotation, cellular component: proton-transporting V-type ATPase complex. Lineage: Eukaryota; Metazoa; Chordata; Mammalia; Artiodactyla; Cervidae. The record is from RefSeq and is a predicted model, not a curated record. The transcript is spliced from 7 exons. The coding region runs from base 46 to 1071 and encodes 341 amino acids.
GAAUUAACAGAUGUGCCUGGUUUGAAGAAACAGAUUCAUUUCUUGAUGGGAAGAAAAAUCUUGUUUAGUUUUUCACUUAUUUUUUUAUGUAUGGGAUUUUCACUAACUUUGGACCAGAUACUAGCCAGGAAGAAUGUAAGUUUCAUCUCUCGAACAUCUUCAAAUAAAGAAGUGGUUGUAAACAGUGAUCGACAGAAUAGUGGCGAUAUGAAGCCAGUGCAGAAUUUCACAGUGAUACCAAUCACAGAGGCUCUCAACUACAAUCUGAGCAGACGUUUAGAAAAAGAACCUCGGAAUGCAUUCAGCCAUCAUAGCCCAGUUAAUGUCUCCAUGGAUGGAAUUCCCUGCAUUCUGUUUUGGGCCAAGAGAAUAACAAUUAAAUUUAAGAAUCAGACCUGGCUGGACCUUACAGAUGAAGCUAUUGGCCAGAAGGCAACAGUGGAUGCUGGCAACUCGAACUGCAGUGAAGAAAGUGCCAUGUUGUCUCUGAAGUUUGGUGAUGCUGAAAAUCCCAGAGGUCUUGAUAUAAGAUUCGCCCUUACCAGUUACAAGUUGUCUAUCCAGAGAUGGUUUAGUUUGCACCGAGUCGAGGUUAUUUUUAAUAACUCAAUUCAAGCAACUUUUAAUGCAACUGGGAUUUACGCUCCGUCAAGUUACUCCUACCAUUGCCAACGCGUCAGCAGCCUGCAGCCACACGAUGCCCUCUUGCUGCCCAGCGACUCCAAUGAUAUGUCAAGCCUGUGGGAGGUCACUUUUGUUGAUUUCCAGAUCCAAGGCUUUCCCAUCAAGGGGGGACAGUUUGCCAAGGCCCGAGACUGCACCUCUUCCUUCUCGCCAGCCAUUCUGAUCGGCCUGGCGAUGUCCCUGCUGCUGCUGUUGGUGCUGGCCUACGCCCUGCACAUGCUCAUCUACCUGCGCUAUCUGGAUCGGCACUAUGAUCUCAUCGCCUCCCCGGCCCACUUCCCCCAGCUGACAGCUCAAGACGUGGUAGAGGAGAAGGAGCUGCUGAGGAGCCAGGGAGCUGAAUGCUAUGAACUGAGAAGCCAACAGAUCUGCAACAUUUAUGUUUAACAGCACAGCUCCCUUUCCCUCAGAAGGUCUGCACUAGGCUCCGAAAAGAGUUGUUCGUGCUCUGUGCUGUUUGCUUUGUGAUACAAGGUCUUCACCAAAAGUCUUGGAUUUUUUAAAAAGGAAAUAACAUGCAAAAAAUACA